This is a messenger RNA of Vitis vinifera (wine grape), 969 nucleotides long. Its product is annotated as probable leucine-rich repeat receptor-like protein kinase At1g35710. The coding region runs from base 1 to 969 and encodes 322 amino acids. The record is from RefSeq and is a predicted model, not a curated record. The transcript has a single exon. Gene Ontology annotation, molecular function: protein binding. NCBI's taxonomy places the organism in Eukaryota, Viridiplantae, Streptophyta, Magnoliopsida, Vitales, Vitaceae.
AUGGCUCAUUCCAUUUCUGAGGUAGGAUUAAUUUGGGCAGUGGUUACCAUGGCCUUCUACCAUGCUGCAACAAUUGAAGCAUCUACCCAGUUUGAGGCUCUGAUUAGCACUGGUUGGUGGUCCAGCGACACUUCAGAUCAUUGCAAGUGGCAUGGCAUAAUUUGCAAUGGUUCGGGAAACGUCACUGAAAUAAACCUUCAUAAUUGCAGCAGAGGGUUGGGUGAGCUUAGCAAACUGGAGUUUCCUUCAUUUCAGAGCCUAGUGCGGCUUGAACUUAGCAGUUGUGGACUCAAUGGUAGCAUCCCACCCCAAAUAGGUAAGCUUACAGAACUCACCCACCUUGAUCUGUCUGGGAAUUUUCUCACGGGUGAGCUACCAGUUUCCCUGGCUAACCUUACCCAAUUGGUGGAGCUUCACCUUUCCCAGAAUCAUAUAUAUGGCUCAAUCCCUUCCAAAAUUGGGAGCAUGAAGAAUCUAAUUGAUCUGAAUUUGGGAGAUAACCAUCUUGUUGGUGCCAUCCCUCCUUCUUUGAGCCAGCUGACGAAGCUGACCUUUCUUUAUCUGAAUGGGAAUCAAAUUAACGGUUCCAUCCCUUUAGAAAUAGGAAAUUUAGAGAAUCUGAUUUAUCUGCUGCUGAAUGACAACAAUCUCACUGGUUUAUCUCAUGGGAUCGGAGGACUUAUCAAUCUUAUAUAUUUAAGCCUCUCGAGAAACAAGAUCAGUCAACCGAUCCCUGAGGAACUUGGUAACUGUUCCAGUCUGCAGCACUUGGAUUUGAGCAACAAUUAUUUCACCGGAGACAUUCCUAUUCAGAUUGGUGAUCUUGCACUACAUCGUAUUGAUCUUAGCAAUAAUUUACUCGUGGGAAGGAUACCAUCUGGGUUCCAAAAUUUGAGGAGCUUAGAUUACAUGAAUCUCUCCCACAAUAAACUCUCUGGCACCAUUCCUUCCCUUACAACUGGACAUUGA